Molecule: messenger RNA, 2617 nt
Organism: Paramecium sonneborni
Lineage: Eukaryota; Ciliophora; Oligohymenophorea; Peniculida; Parameciidae
Source: the annotation of a GenBank genome assembly
AUUGAAAUGUUAAGUAAAUUAACAAGAAUUUCUCGAUUUAGACCUUUUUUUGAGUUUUAUAAUUAGAAGCCACCAUCAGGUAAUUGUAAUUAUGAAGGAAGGAUUACUUAAGUAAUAAGAAGAACAUCCAGAAUAGAAAAUAGAAAAUUCUAAGAAGGAAAAAAAUAAAAAAGAAAAUUGGUAAAUAAAAAAGUAAGAAGAGAAAAUUGAAAGGGAAACAAAAUAAGAUCUUUCUUUCAAACAAGCUAAUUAAUAAUAAUAAAAAACAAAUGAGAGAAAUUAAUAAGAAUAAUUUAAAUUUUCAAAGAGAAAGAAUCAAAAUAAUGUUGGAUAUGUAUUAAAUAAAUAAUAAAAUAGCCAAAUGAUCCAUUUUUGUAAUAUUUGUAUAUAUUUUUGACAUCUGUACCUUUAGCUUAUUUAAUAUAUAAAGUUUAUGAAGAAGGAGAAAAUCUUAUAUAAUUCAAUGAAUUUAAAAAAAAUUAUUUAGAGAAAUAAUUAGUGUAUUGUAUAGAAAUAUAGAAGGAUAAUGAUGAGUAUUGUAGUAAAGGUUUUUUUCUUAUUUAAUUUUUUAGGCUUAUCAUUACAUAAUCUAUAAAAAUACAAUGAUGCAAUUAAUUGCUAUGAUAAGGCAAUAUAAAUAGAUCCUAACAAUGGCCUUGCUUAUUAUUAUAAAGGUUUAUUUUUUAUUUAAUUUUAAUAGGCUUAUCAUUACAUAAACUAUAAAAAUACAAUGAUGCAAUUAAUUGCUAUAAUAAAGCAAUACAAAUAGAUCCUAACAAUGCCGUUGCUUAUUAUUGUAAAGGUUUAUUUUUUAUUAAUUUUAAUAGGCUUAUCAUUACAUAAUCUAUAAAAAUACAAUGAUGCAAUUAAUUGCUAUGAUAAGGCAAUAUAAAUAGAUCCUAACAAUGGCCUUGCUUAUUAAAAUAAAGGUUUAUUUUUUAUUUAAUUUUAAUAGGCAAUUCAUUACUUUUUCUAUAAAAAUACGAUGAUGCAAUUAAUUGCUAUAAUAAGGCAAUACAAAUAGAUCCUAACAAUGCUGUUGCCUAUAAUAAUAAAGGUUUAUUUCUAUUUAGUAUUAAUAGGCGAUACAUUAUAUAAACUAUAAAAAUACAAUGAUGCAAUUCAUUGCUUUAAUAAGGCAAUACAAAUAAAUCCUAAUUUUUUCGUUGCCUAAAAUAAUAAAGGUUUGUUUCCUAUUUAAUUUUAAUAGGCUAAACAUUAUAUAAACUAUAAAAAUACAAUGAUGCAAUUCAUUGCUUUAAUAAGGCAAUACAAAUAAAUCCUAAUUUUUUCGUUGCCUAUAAUAAUAAAGGUUUGUUUCCUAUUUUAUUUUAAUAGGCUAAACAUUAGAUGUGUUAUAACAAUACAAUGAUGCAAUUGAUUGCUAUAAUAAAGCAAUACAAAUAUAUCCUUACAAUGCCAUUACUUAUUAUUAUAAAGGUUUAUUUUUUAUUAAUUUUAAUAGGCUUAUCAUUACAUAAUCUAUAAAAAUAUAAUGAUGCAAUUAAUUGCUAUAAUAAAGCCAUACAAAUAGAUCCUAACAAUGCCAUUGUCUAUAUUAAUAAAGGUUUAUUUGGUUAUUUAAUUUUAAUAGGCUUAACAUUAGAUGUGUUAUAGCAAUACAAUGAUGCAAUUAAUUGCUAUGAUAAGGCAAUACAAAUAAAUCCUUAUAAUGCCUCCUCCUAUGGCACUAAAGGUUCUUUUCUUAUUUAAUUUUUUAGGCUUAUCAUUACAUAAUCUAUAAAAAUAUAAUGAUGCAAUUAAUUGCUAUGAUAAGGCAAUACAAAUAAAUCCUAAUGAUGCCUCCUCCUAUUGCAGUAAAGGUUUAUUUCUUAUUUAAAUUUAAUAGGCUUAACAUUAGAUGUGUUAUAACGAUACAAUGAUGCAAUUAAUUGCUUUGAUAAGGCAAUCCAAAUAGAUCCUAACUGUGUCAUUGCUUAUUAUAAUAAAGGUUUAUUUCUUAUUUAAUUUUAUAGGCUUAAUAUUACAUCAUCUAUAAAAAUAUACCGAUGCAAUUAAUUGCUAUGAUAAGGCAAUAAAAAUAAAUCCUAAUAAUGCCCGUGCCUAUCUUGGUAAAGGUUUAUUUAUUAUUUAAUUUUCUAGGCACAUCAUUACAUAAUCUAUAAAAAUACAAUGAUGCAAUUAAUUACUAUGAUAAGGCAAUACAAAUAAAUCCUAAAGAUUUCCUUGCCUAUUCUAGUAAAGGUUUAUUUCUUAUUUAAUUUUAAAGGCUUAUCAUUACAUCAUCUAUAAAAAUAUACUGAUGCAAUUAAUUGUUAUGAUAAGGCAAUACAAUUAUAUCCUUAUGAUGCCUCAUCCUUUAAUAUUAAAGGUUUAUUUAUUUCUGAUUUAAUUUUUAAUAGGUUAUUCAUUAGAAUGCCUUAAUAAUUACGAUGAAGCCUUAAAAAAUUAUGACUAGUCUCUAAUAAUUGACUCAGCAAAUACUGUUACCUAUAAACACAAAGGUAAUUUUAAAUUAUUUAUAAAAGGUUAUUUAUUAACGAAGAUGAAAAAGUACAAAGAAGCUAUUAAAGUAUAUGAGCAAGCAAUACAGAAUUGCAAAACAGAUUAGAAUGAAUUCAAAAAACUAAUUGAGGAAAUUAAAAAUAAUAAAUGA